Penicillium chermesinum is the source of this 384-nucleotide messenger RNA. RefSeq lists its product as uncharacterized. Bases 1 to 384 code for a protein of 127 amino acids. NCBI's taxonomy places the organism in Eukaryota, Fungi, Ascomycota, Eurotiomycetes, Eurotiales, Aspergillaceae. The record is from RefSeq and is a predicted model, not a curated record. The transcript has 2 exons.
AUGGAACCUCCUCUCCCCGCUUGGGCCACGCUCUCGCGUCUGUCCCCCGUCGAGCUUGAAGUUGCUCAGAUCCUUCCUCCCCAUCAUGGAGAGCCGGUUGCCGACCUCUCGUUCUGGCUUCCAAAGAAAAGGAAACUGCUCUCCGGGUGGUCCUCUGGAAGCGAAGUAGACUUUCCGGCCUGGCCGGAUAUGCGACGAUCGAACGUAGAACAGCGAUCGACCACGCCCGUCUUACGCACCGAUUUUGACUUUGACGUUCCCUUCUUUGGGACCCCCUUACCCACAUGGGAGGAGUACAUAUGCGUGUCGAUCACUGCUCACUUCUCUUCGGGCGACCGAAACGUCGUACUUUUCCCCGGCGAAGAAGAUGGAGGAACCGAUUGA